Molecule: messenger RNA, 929 nt
Organism: Drosophila erecta
Lineage: Eukaryota; Metazoa; Arthropoda; Insecta; Diptera; Drosophilidae
Gene: Hr83
Product: nuclear receptor subfamily 2 group E member 1
Exons: 2
Coding region: 35-874 (279 amino acids)
Biological process (GO): regulation of transcription by RNA polymerase II; cell differentiation; anatomical structure development
Molecular function (GO): zinc ion binding; nuclear receptor activity; RNA polymerase II cis-regulatory region sequence-specific DNA binding
Source: RefSeq, a predicted model, not a curated record
GUCUGCGGCGACUCCCAUUGGCAGCACUGCUACCAUGUCGAACUCCAGUGCCUGCGCAGUGUGCGGCGAUCAAAGCUCCGGGAAGCACUACGGCGUGGCCUGCUGCGAUGGGUGCUCGUGCUUCUUCAAGCGGAGCGUGCGGCGCGGCAGUAGCUACGCCUGCAUCGCUCUGGCCGGGAACUGUGUGGUGGACAAGGCGCGAAGGAACUGGUGCCCCUCCUGCCGCUUCCAGAGAUGCCUGGCCGUGGGAAUGAACGCCGCCGCGGUUCAGGAGGAGCGGGGUCCGCGCAACCAGCAGGUGGCUCUUUACCGCGGUGCCCGGAGACAUGCUCCGCUAUCUCCGCAGCCCUCGCCAUCUCCGACGCCCCACUCCCAGGCGCUGCACUUCCAGAUCCUUGCCCAGAUCCUCGUCACGUGCCUGCGCCAGGCGAAGGCCAACGAGCAAUUCGCUCUCCUGGAUCGCUGUCAGCAGGACGCCAUCCUGCAGGUGGUAUGGAGCGAGAUCUUCGUCCUGCGUGCGUCCCACUGGUCGCUGGACAUCAGCGCCAUGAUCGACGGCUGCGGCGAUGAGCAGCUCAAGCGACUCAUCUUCGAGGCCCACCAGCUGAGGGCCGACGUCUUGGAACUGAAUUUUUUGGAGUCCCUGAUCUUGUGCAGAAAAGAAUUGGCCAUCAGCACGGAGUACGCCGUUGUCCUGGGAAGCCACUCGAAUGCCGCCUUGAUCUCCUUAGCCCGAUACACCCUGCAGCAAUCCAACUACCUGCGGUUUGGACAACUCCUUCUUGGUCUCCGGCAGCUCUGCCUGAAGCGCUUCGACUGCGCGCUGUCCUGUAUGUUUCGCAGCGUGGUUAGGGACAUCUUGAAAACCCUUUAGGCGCAAGUUGACCAACCGUCUAUUGCCCCCUUUAAAAUUAAAGAAAAUCAUAGUA